Molecule: messenger RNA, 2018 nt
Organism: Bactrocera neohumeralis
Lineage: Eukaryota; Metazoa; Arthropoda; Insecta; Diptera; Tephritidae
Gene: 14-3-3epsilon
Product: 14-3-3 protein epsilon
Exons: 4
Coding region: 541-1311 (256 amino acids)
Biological process (GO): signal transduction
Cellular component (GO): cytoplasm
Source: RefSeq, a predicted model, not a curated record
AUGAAUCAACGAGUUGACAGCGGCGAGCAACGACGUUCAUCGAAGUUUUGCGGAUAAAAAGCGAUUUAAAAUUGAUAACUUGUCAAAUAAAAUUGAUUUAAUAUAAUUAUUUGACUUGUGGGAUUCAUUUGGCUACAAGUAUAUACUUGGAUUUUGAGGUUUUCGUUUUUUUUAACUGUGGACGCUAAUUUAAAGCGGUUGAUUUACGAGAAGAAAGAAGAAUAGAGCAAAGCGGCGACGGCUACUGCGACAGUCUAAAAAAAGGGGGAAAAGAGGAAGAAAAGCGAUAGCAGCGAAGCAGUCGGUUAACGACAGCGACAUUAGUGCCGGAGCAGAAGCAGAAGUAAAACGUUUGUCAAAGAGAAAAAAUUCGUAGUAGAGAAAAGUAAAAAUUGAAUUUCGGAAACGCAGGCGACGACGAAAAAAGUGUAGAACGCUGAAAAUUUUUGUUUUAAUACAACGCCGACGCUAAAUUAAAUAUUUCAUUAGAAACUUUCUAAAAGUUUAAUAUCUGAGGAUUUUAUUAACGCAAUUAACAGAAUGUCGGAACGUGAAAAUAAUGUGUACAAGGCCAAAUUGGCUGAACAAGCUGAACGUUAUGAUGAAAUGGUUGAAGCUAUGAAAAAAGUUGCUUCCCUCGAUGUUGAACUAACUGUUGAAGAGCGAAAUCUACUUUCAGUCGCUUAUAAGAAUGUAAUUGGCGCUCGACGUGCUUCAUGGCGUAUAAUUACCUCAAUUGAGCAAAAAGAGGAAAAUAAAGGCGCUGAGGAGAAGCUUGAAAUGAUCAAAACCUACCGUGGGCAGGUGGAGAAAGAGUUACGCGAUAUUUGUUCCGAUAUUUUGAAUGUGCUAGAAAAUCAUCUCAUUAAAUGCGCCACCACAGGUGAAAGCAAAGUAUUCUAUUAUAAGAUGAAGGGUGAUUAUCAUCGCUAUUUGGCUGAAUUUGCUACUGGAUCGGAUCGUAAGGAUGCGGCAGAAAAUUCACUUAUUGCUUACAAGGCUGCCAGCGAUAUUGCAAUGAAUGAUCUUCCGCCAACACAUCCCAUUCGUUUGGGUUUGGCGUUAAACUUUUCGGUAUUUUAUUAUGAAAUUCUUAAUUCGCCCGAUCGCGCUUGUAGAUUAGCGAAAGCUGCAUUCGACGAUGCCAUUGCCGAGCUAGAUACCUUAAGCGAAGAGAGCUACAAAGAUUCCACACUUAUCAUGCAAUUACUGAGGGAUAAUCUUACAUUAUGGACGUCUGAUAUGCAGGCUGAUGGUGAUGGCGAACAAAAACCGGAAAUUCAAGAUGUUGAAGAUCAGGAUGUGUCGUAAUUUAAGUAACCCCACCUUACUUAAUUAUAAAAUCCCUUCUAUAUACCUUUUCCUACUGUAAUACAGCAGCAGCAACCACACACACAAACACAUUAAAACGAGAAACAUUAUAAUACACUACAACAACAAUGGUAUACAUUAUAUACAUCUCAAUUGCAUAAAAAAAAAUUAAUAAAUAUUUUUCAGAAAAAACACUUGAAACUAAAAUAUAACUCAAACAAAUUCCUCCUGCCCCGCUCCCAUUCAAUGUGUGAAAAUUUUUGCAUUAAACAUAAUUAUUAAAAUCAGAAUUAUUAUUAAAACAACAAAAUAAUGAUUAUUAAUAAUUACGGUAAUGAUAAAUACAUCAGUAUAAAAAUAAAUAUAAUAAAAAUCAACACUAAUUAUUUUAGAGCAUAAUAACAUUUAACCUAGAAAACAGGCAAUACAUUCGCACUCACACAGUUAAUCGUUGCAAACGCAACAUUCAGAAUGUAAUAGAAGAAAAUCGAGUUUAUUUUAAGGAUUCUACAAUAAAGAAAUAUUAAGAGAAGAGGAUAGAAAAUAGUAAUAAAGAAACAAUUGUAUCAAUCAAAUAAAAAUGAGCGAAUUACAGUCAACAAAAGUGAUGGAAGAAUUGAUGAGAACUUAUCUUAGAAAUACUAGACAUAAAGUUUGAAAUGGUAAACAACGCAUAAAUAAACGAAUAAUAUAACAUGAUGGAUAAA